GGGCCCGGCGGCGGCCCGGGGCCCGGGGCAGGGCGAUCCGCGGGCGCUGCGGAGGGACUGCCAGCACCGGAUUUUUGUCAACCGGAGCCUGGCGUUGGAGAAGAUCAAGUGCUUUGGCUUUGACAUGGACUACACCUUGGCCAUGUACAAGUCCCCUGACUAUGAGGAGCUGGCCUUCACCCUGUUGCUGGAGCACCUUGUCGCCAUUGGGUACCCUCCUGAGAUCCUUGCCUACAAAUAUGAUCCCACCUUCCCCACCCGGGGGCUGGUGUUUGAUGCCCUGUACGGGAACCUGCUGAAGGUGGAUUCCCAUGGGAACCUGCUGGUCUGUGCCCAUGGCUUCCGCUUCCUCAAGGGAGCCGAAAUCCUCCACUAUUACCCCAACAAGUUCAUCCAGAGGGACGACAUGAAGCGCUUCCACAUCCUCAACACUCUCUUCAACCUCACAGAGGCCCACCUCUAUGCCUGUCUCGUGGACUUCUUCACCAACUGCUCCAGAUAUGUCAACUGUGACACCGGCUACAAGCAUGGGAACCUCUUCAUGUCCUUCCGCAGCAUGUUCCAGGAUGUGCGCGAGGCCAUGGACCAUGUCCACCUCUCUGGUUGCCUCAAGGAGAAGACGCUAGAGAACCUGGAAAAAUAUGUGGUGAAGGAUCCCCGUGUCCCACUGCUGCUGAGCCGCAUGAAGGAGGUGGGGAAGAUCUUCCUGGCCACCAACAGUGACUACACCUACACUGAUGCCAUCAUGUCCUACCUGUUUGACUUCAGCAAUGAGGACAAGGCUGACGUCCCACAGCGCCCUUGGAGGUCCUAUUUCGAUCUGAUUGUGGUGGACACCCGCAAGCCCCUCUUCUUUGCUGAGGGCACUGUCCUGCGCCAAGUCGACACGGACACGGGGAAGCUGCGCAUUGGGACAUACACUGGCCCCCUCCAGCACUGUGCUGUCUACUCCGGUGGCUCCUCAGAUGUGGUGUGUGACCUCCUGGGUGUGAAGGGCAAAGACAUCCUCUACAUGGGGGACCACAUCUUCGGGGACAUCCUCAAAUCCAAGAAGAGGCAGGGCUGGCGCACCUUUCUGGUGGUGCCUGAGCUGGCCCGUGAGCUGCAGGUCUGGACGGAGAAGAGUGAGCUGUUUGAGGAGCUGCGGAGCCUGGAUCUCUUCCUGGCCGAGCUGUACCAGCACUUGGACAGUGGCAGUAGUGAGCGCCCAGACAUCAGCUCCAUCAAGCGUCGGAUCCAGAAAGUCACACAUGAGAUGGACAUGUGCUACGGGAAGAUGGGCAGCCUCUUCCGUUGUGGCUCACGUCAGACACUCUUUGCCAACCAGCUGAUGCGCUACGCAGACCUCUAUGCUGCCUCCUUCAUCAACUUCCUCUAUUACCCCUUCAGCUACCUCUUCCGGGCACCCCCUGUACUGAUGGCCCAUGAGUCAACAGUGGAGCACUCUCGCCCGGACUCGGGGGACAUGGUCGCUGCCCUUCCUCCCUGGCUGGCCCAGCAUGGUGACCCUAGCCAGCAGGUCCCCCAGGACUCGAGUGGGGAGGAGGAAGAUGAUGGAGAAGCCUGAGCACGCCCCCAACUGCUGCCAUGCCUGGUGCCAGACCCACAAGAGGGCCCUGGACCACAUGCACUGCCAAAUCGAAGCCACUCGUGGCCAGCUACCACCUCUGGUGGCCACAGGAUGGCUGGUAGCCCUGACUCAUGGCCCCUGUUACACCUGUCCCUGGGCAGUUGAAACCUUCUCCUGACUGCCUGCUAGCUCCUGCCCUUUUAAUUCAUAUCUGCCUGAUGCCCCUUUAACUCGUACCUCUCCCACCAGCUCAAUGCCCGCCUGGGACCAUCCAAUACCAGGGUGAACAGGCAGUGCCACUGCUGCAGUAUCACUGGAAGCCCCACUGCAGCAGUUGGGGUCCCAGCAGCUCCUGCCCUUUUAGCCUCUGGGUCUAGCCCUGAGCACAGCAAUGCUGAGUGGAGGGGGUGGGGCUGUGGAGGUGACAGCUGUUCCAGUGGAAUCCCCUUCACCUUCUGUUCCCCCUCUUCUUUUUCCUACCUUUUUCUAUUUAUAAAAGAGACUCAAAACUCCUGGCACCACAGACGUAAAAUUGGCUGUUUUAAAGGAAAA
Molecule: messenger RNA, 2122 nt
Organism: Sturnus vulgaris (Common starling)
Lineage: Eukaryota; Metazoa; Chordata; Aves; Passeriformes; Sturnidae
Product: cytosolic purine 5'-nucleotidase
Molecular function (GO): 5'-nucleotidase activity
Source: RefSeq, a predicted model, not a curated record